AUGAAAGAUUCGGAGCGGCAGAGGAGCAUCCAUCUCAUGCCCUUGAAGACAGCAGUUCUAUUUCUUCUGGCUUCCGGAUGUUGGUUUGUUUUGGCCAUCGGCUGGAACAUGUUCUCCGCAGUUAUCAGACCCAGUGACCUCGGAUCUGCAUUAUCUGCCGAGAGGUGGAGCCAGGCGCUGAUUUUGAGCGGGCUGAUGCUCCUCCUUUCGGGUGCUCUGCUACCCUUCGUGUUCUACUUAGGCAUGGUUCUCGUUGCGGAUUUAGACCAAAUCCCUCGUCAACUGGCAAACUUCCGAUUGGUCGACGCUGAGUGUUUCUGCUGCUCGAACAACCACCGGCACCCGCACAACGGAUCUCGGCUGCAAUGCGAUCGGAAGCUGGUAUACAAGACCUUGAAGCAGUGGUACGAUGACGUGGAAAGCGAGGCUGAUCAUUUGGAAACAUUCAGCAGGCUGGUUCGUGAGGAGUUAGCCCCGAGCAUCACACUGCUCAUCAGUGGCGCGACAUUGCCCCUUUCCUAUACCAUUUUCACUGUCGGUGCGAGCAAUCUGCCUUACCUCGCAGAUCACAUCGCACUGUGGAUUGCCAAUGUGCGCUUGGGCAGCUCCGGCUAUGCUCUUGCCCCCUUCACUUUGCGACAAGUCGCUGAUUGGGGGACGGUUCCGUUGGCCAGCAUGUUGGCUGUUUGGAUCUCCAAUCCUCUCUUGAAGGCAGGCCUCAGGCUGCGAAGCCGCUGGUGCGCCGCCAUCUUGACGCAAUCCAUUGUCGUUUUUGUAGUGGUCAUGGUAUGGGCUCCUACGCAAGUCGCCCUAGGCUUGACCGAACAGGGUGACUUGCGUCCUGUGGCACUGUUCCUCUUCUGGCUAGCAGUGCUCCUGGCACUCCAUUCCCCAUUGGGCAAGAAAGGGUUGGCCUGGGCUUUGGGCGAGAAGCCCCGGACGAUGGCAGCCAAGGGCAAGGAGGAUUCUGCUAUGGAUGACAUCGUGCAGGAAAAGAUUGUGGCAGCGGGCAAGGGUCGAGAAGUGGCCGCGCAAGACAGCCUGGCAGUCCAAGUAUGCCCCUCUUCGGACAGCACUUUCUACCUUUGA
Symbiodinium sp. CCMP2456 is the source of this 1089-nucleotide messenger RNA. The record is from the annotation of a GenBank genome assembly. Lineage: Eukaryota; Dinophyceae; Suessiales; Symbiodiniaceae.